Messenger RNA from Neltuma alba, 1862 nucleotides. RefSeq names its product cytochrome P450 78A3-like. NCBI's taxonomy places the organism in Eukaryota, Viridiplantae, Streptophyta, Magnoliopsida, Fabales, Fabaceae. Gene Ontology annotation, molecular function: oxidoreductase activity, acting on paired donors, with incorporation or reduction of molecular oxygen; heme binding; iron ion binding. The record is from RefSeq and is a predicted model, not a curated record.
AAUCUCCUUCCUCUGCUUAAUUCGUCAAACACUCGCCAGUCGUUCGCCACCAUGACCACUCACAUUGAUCACUUGUGGCUCUUCGCCUUAGCCUCCAAAUGCACUCACACCAACCUCUUCUGGUCCUUUUUCUUCCUCGCCUUCCUCCUCUGGUUCACCAUCUCUCUCUUUCACCGUUCUCACCCCGGUGGUCCUGCUUGGGGCAAGUACUACUCCACCGCCAAAUCCAAACCCAGCGGUCAUUCACCUUCUGCUUCUUUCUCUUCUCCAUUAACAAUCCCUGGCCCGAAAGGAUUUCCUCUGUUUGGUAGCAUGAGUCUUAUGGCUUCUCUUGCCCACCGGCGUAUCGCUGCGGCCGCAGAAGCUUUUGGAGCCAAGAGGCUCAUGGCGUUUAGCCUUGGCGAAACUCGGGUGAUCGUCACGUGCAACCCUGACGUGGCGAAGGAGAUUCUGAACAGUUCGGUGUUUGCGGACCGGCCCGUGAAAGAGUCGGCGUAUAGCUUGAUGUUUAACAGAGCGAUUGGGUUUGCUUCUUAUGGGCUUUACUGGCGGACUCUGAGGAGGAUCGCCGCCACUCACCUUUUCUGCCCAAAGCAAAUCAAGGCGUCGGAAUCUCAACGGUCCGAAAUUGCAGGCCAAAUGGUGGAAAUGUUAGGAAAAAGUCGGGAAGGCAGCUUGCGAGUUCGCGAGGUGCUAAAGAAGGCGUCCCUCAAUAGCAUGAUGUGCUCGGUCUUCGGACAGCGUUAUAGGCUGGACGAGUCAAACACCCAAAUGGUUGAGCUUGGAGCGUUAGUGGACGAAGGGUACGACUUAUUGGGCACCCUUAAUUGGGCGGACCACCUGCCCUGGCUCGCCGAUUUCGACGCUCAAAAAAUCCGGUUCAGGUGCUCUCGACUCGUCCCCCAGGUGAACCGCUUCGUGAGCAGAAUCAUCGCCGACCACAGAGCCCAAAAGACCCCAACCAACCGGGAUUUCGUGGACGUCCUCCUGUCCCUGCAGGGACCCGAUAAACUGAACGACGCCGACAUGAUCGCUGUACUUUGGGAAAUGAUAUUCCGGGGGACAGAUACGGUGGCGGUUUUGAUCGAGUGGAUACUAGCGAGGCUGGUUCUUCAUCCUGAUGUGCAAGAGCGGGUUCAUGCAGAGCUUGACAAGGUGGUAGGGAGGUCACGUGCAGUCACAGAGGCGGACGUGGCAGCAAUGGUGUAUUUGACGGCGGUGGUGAAGGAGGUGCUGAGGUUGCACCCCCCGGGCCCACUCCUUUCGUGGGCCCGCUUGGCUGUAACUGAUACCGCCAUAGACGGGCAUCACGUGCCAGCGGGGACCACAGCCAUGGUCAACAUGUGGGCCAUCUCGCGGGACCCACAAGUGUGGAGGGACCCCUUGGAAUUUAUGCCCGAGAGGUUUGUCGCAAAGGAAGGCGAGAUGGAGUUCCAGAUCUUCGGCUCGGACCUCAGGCUGGCCCCGUUCGGGUCCGGCAGGCGAGCGUGCCCUGGCAAGACCCUGGGCUUUGCUACGGGCUUCUGGGUGGCUACGCUUCUGCAUGAGUUCGAAUGGACACCGUCGGAUCAAAGUGAAGUUGAUCUCUCAGAGGUACUGAGGCUCUCUUGUGAAAUGGCCAAUCCUCUGACGGUGGAAGUACGCCCAAGGCGCGGGUUAGGGUUAGCCCAUUGUUAAGUAAUUUAAUAUUAAGGUUAAAUGUUAUAUAGGAUAGUGGGUUUAGGCCUGUGAUGGGUAUUAAGGUUUUGUGUUUUCAAAAGUUUGAAGUACGAAGUUUCUAUGAAGCUCUCUCUAUAUUAUUCAAGAUAUAUAAGUGUUGGCGUUGUAAAUAUUGAUGAAAUUAAUACUGUGUUGUGAGUUUA